This is a messenger RNA of Psylliodes chrysocephalus, 1905 nucleotides long. NCBI's taxonomy places the organism in Eukaryota, Metazoa, Arthropoda, Insecta, Coleoptera, Chrysomelidae. The record is from the annotation of a GenBank genome assembly.
AUGAAUUCACUAACAAGAACAUUUUUGGUUUGCUUUGUCUUCAGACUAGCUGUAAGUCAAUCUAAAACAGUUGAUGAAUUGUUGGCUCUAAUUAUCGAUGGUGAUCAAAAAUCGGCGGCUUACCAAUUGCCAACGGAUGCCAAGCAGUAUGCAGCAAAUGAUACGACCAUCAAUGAUUAUGGAGAAGAAUACGAUUUCGUCAUCAUUGGGGCUGGCGUUACUGGCUGCGCUAUAGCAAAUAGACUAUCCGAAAUUGGAAAAUGGAAAGUUUUACUAAUUGAAGCUGGGAAUUUUUCUGAUAAUGGAUUAGUCAGAAUACCUACAAUGUUUGCAUUGAAUUUAUUCUCGGAUUACAAUUGGGGUUUCAAAACCGUACCACAAAACACGUCAUGUCUCUGUACUACCGAUCAAACCUGCCAGGUGCCUCGUGGAAAAGGUGUAGGUGGUACGAGUUUAAUCAAUGCAUUGCAGUAUGUUAGAGCCAACCCCCAAAACUUCAAUUUAUGGGCUAAAAUUCUCCAAGAUUCAAGUUGGUCGUAUACCAAUGUUCUCAAAUAUUUCAAAAAAUCCGAAAAUUUCACAUGGACAAAUCCAAAAGCUCCCGUUGAUUUAAAAUACCAUGGUACUGCCGGUCUCCUGAAUGUUCAACACAAAGUACCUGAUCAUCCCUUAAAUGACAUAUUCAUAGAAGCAAAUAAACAACUAAACUACGCGAUAACAGAUUAUAACUCUCCAAAUCAAAUAGGUGGUACUAUUAUGCAACUAGACACUAAAAGUGGUACUAGGGAUGAUUUAGGAACGGCUUAUAUCACUCCAUUUUUAAGCAGAUCUAAUUUAAGAGUACUAACUCAAAGUUAUGUUACUAAAAUUGAAAUUGAUAAAACUACUAAAACUGCUAAAAGCGUAAUAUUCACAAACGAAGGAAAUACUUACAGAGUACGAGCAAAAAUGGAGGUUAUACUAUCUGCAGGAGCUAUUUCUAGUCCUCAAAUUUUGAUGUUAUCCGGUGUAGGUCCAAAGGAACAUUUAAAAGAUAUGGAAAUUGAUUUGAUAGAAGAUUUACAAGUAGGUAGUCAUUUGAAAGAUCACGCUUUAGGCAAUCCUUUCUUCUUUUCUUCCAACCUAACAAUACCCGUGGAGUCAUUAAAACAACAAAUCACAGAAUACCUUAAAGGCUCUGGACCUUUGACUUCAUCUGGUAUUCAGGCUCAAGGGAUAGGUUUCUACAACGUCAACUGCAAAACAUGUACUGUACCUAAUGUCGCAAUCUUUUUAGAUGCUGGUAAUGAAGUAAUAGCACGAGAAAAACAAAAUCAAAAUUUUAACGAUGAAUGCUUCGAAUCUUUUUCAAAGAAUCCUAUACCUAAUGGUGUUAGGUUCUUCUUCCUAUUAUUAAAUUCAAAAUCUUCCGGUACGAUUAGAUUGAAGAGUAACAAUCCUUUUGACUAUCCUUUGAUAGAUCCAAGACUUUUGUCUGAUACUUGUGAUCGGGAUAUAAGUACAAUGUACCUUGGUAUUAAACAUAUUUUCAAAAUAGCAGAGACUCUGUCUUUUAAAAACAUUAAUCUGACAUUUGCUGGUCAACCAUUACCAGCUUGUAAAGACUUUAAAUUUAAAUCUAAACAAUAUUGGUACUGUUAUCUGAGACACGUUGUCCAAACAGCAUAUCACCCUAUGUGCACGUGUCCAAUGGGUAUCAAUAAAUAUACAGGAAGCGUUGUAGAUUCCAAUCUUAAAGUGUUUGGAGUCAAAAAAUUGAGAGUGGCUGAUGCUAGUGUUUUUCCAACCCCCAUUGCAGGCUACCCAUCUAUAAACUGUUUACUGAUAGGAGAGAAAAUUAGUGACGUCAUUAAAAAGGAAUAUUCGUGAAAGGUCAAUUAUUAUUCUAGACAGAUUAUCAGGAAG